Molecule: messenger RNA, 3185 nt
Organism: Mandrillus leucophaeus (drill)
Lineage: Eukaryota; Metazoa; Chordata; Mammalia; Primates; Cercopithecidae
Gene: PRKD1
Product: protein kinase D1
Exons: 18
Coding region: 21-2429 (802 amino acids)
Biological process (GO): protein phosphorylation
Molecular function (GO): ATP binding; protein serine/threonine kinase activity
Source: RefSeq, a predicted model, not a curated record
CUGAAUGUGGUUUCUAUGGAAUGUAUGAUAAGAUCCUGCUUUUUCGUCAUGACCCUACCUCUGAAAACAUCCUUCAGCUGGUGAGAACGGCCAGUGAUAUCCAGGAAGGCGAUCUUAUUGAAGUGGUCUUGUCAGCUUCCGCCACCUUUGAAGACUUUCAGAUUCGUCCCCACGCCCUCUUUGUUCAUUCAUACAGAGCUCCAGCUUUCUGUGAUCACUGUGGAGAAAUGCUGUGGGGGCUGGUGCGUCAAGGUCUUAAAUGUGAGGGAUGUGGUCUGAAUUACCAUAAAAGAUGUGCAUUUAAAAUACCCAACAAUUGCAGUGGUGUGAGGCGGAGAAGACUCUCGAAUGUCUCCCUCACUGGGCUCAGCACCAUCCGCACAUCAUCUGCUGAACUCUCUACCAGUGCCCCUGAUGAGCCCCUUCUGUCUCCUGUGAGUCCUGGCUUUGAGCAAAAAUCACCAUCAGAGUCAUUUAUUGGUCGAGAGAAGAGGUCAAAUUCUCAAUCAUACAUUGGACGACCAAUUCAACUUGACAAGAUUUUGAUGUCUAAAGUUAAAGUGCCGCAUACAUUUGUCAUCCACUCCUACACCCGGCCCACAGUAUGCCAGUACUGCAAGAAGCUUCUGAAGGGGCUUUUCAGGCAGGGCUUGCAGUGCAAAGAUUGCAGAUUCAACUGCCAUAAACGUUGUGCACCAAAAGUACCAAACAACUGCCUUGGCGAAGUGACUAUUAAUGGAGAGUCUGAUGUGGUCAUGGAAGAAGGGAGUGAUGACAAUGAUAGUGAAAGGAACAGUAGGCUCAUGGAUGACAUGGAAGAAGCAAUGGUCCAAGAUGCAGAGAUGGCAAUGGCAGAAUGCCAGAAUGACAGUGGUGAGAUUCCAUCAACAAGCAACAAUAUCCCACUCAUGAGAGUAGUGCAGUCUGUCAAACACACGAAGAGGAAAAGCAGCACAGUCAUGAAAGAAGGAUGGAUGGUCCACUACACCAGCAAGGACACGCUGCGGAAACGGCACUAUUGGAGAUUGGAUAGCAAAUGUAUUACCCUCUUUCAAAAUGACACAGGAAGCAGGUACUACAAGGAAAUUCCUUUAUCUGAAAUUUUAUCUCUGGAACCAGCAAAAACUUCAGCUUUAAUUCCUAAUGGGGCCAAUCCUCAUUGUUUUGAAAUCACUACGGCAAAUGUAGUAUAUUAUGUGGGAGAAAAUGUGCUCAAUCCUUCCAGCCCACCACCAAAUAACAGUGUCCUCACCAGUGGCGUGGGUGCAGAUGUGGCCAGGAUGUGGGAGAUAGCCAUCCAGCAUGCCCUCAUGCCCGUCAUUCCCAAGGGCUCGUCCGUGGGUACAGGAACCAACUUGCACAGAGAUAUCUCUGUGAGUAUUUCGGUAUCAAAUUGCCAGAUUCAAGAAAAUGUGGACAUCAGCACAGUAUAUCAGAUUUUUCCUGAUGAAGUACUGGGUUCUGGACAGUUUGGAAUUGUUUAUGGAGGAAAACAUCGUAAAACAGGAAGAGAUGUAGCUAUUAAAAUCAUUGACAAAUUACGAUUUCCAACAAAACAAGAAAGCCAGCUUCGUAACGAGGUUGCAAUCCUGCAGAACCUUCAUCACCCUGGUGUUGUAAAUUUGGAGUGUAUGUUUGAGACGCCUGAAAGAGUGUUUGUUGUUAUGGAAAAACUCCAUGGAGACAUGCUGGAAAUGAUCUUGUCAAGUGAAAAGGGCAGGUUGCCAGAGCACAUAACGAAGUUUUUAAUUACUCAGAUACUCGUGGCUUUGCGGCACCUUCAUUUUAAAAAUAUCGUUCACUGUGACCUCAAACCAGAAAAUGUGUUGCUAGCAUCAGCUGAUCCUUUUCCUCAGGUGAAACUCUGUGAUUUUGGUUUUGCCCGGAUCAUUGGAGAGAAGUCUUUCCGGAGGUCAGUGGUGGGUACCCCAGCUUACCUGGCUCCUGAGGUCCUAAGGAACAAGGGCUACAAUCGCUCUCUCGACAUGUGGUCUGUUGGGGUCAUCAUCUAUGUAAGCCUAAGUGGCACAUUCCCAUUUAAUGAAGAUGAAGACAUACACGAUCAAAUUCAGAAUGCAGCUUUCAUGUAUCCACCAAAUCCCUGGAAGGAAAUCUCUCAUGAAGCCAUUGAUCUUAUUAACAAUUUGCUGCAAGUAAAAAUGAGAAAGCGCUACAGUGUGGAUAAGACCUUGAGCCACCCUUGGCUACAGGACUAUCAGACCUGGUUAGAUUUGCGAGAGCUGGAAUGCAAAAUCGGGGAGCGCUAUAUCACCCAUGAAAGCGAUGACCUGAGGUGGGAGCAGUACGCAGGCGAGCAGGGGCUGCAGUACCCCACACACCUGAUCAAUCCAAGUGCUAGCCACAGUGACAGUCCUGAGACUGAAGAAACAGAAAUGAAAGCCCUCGGUGAGCGUGUCAGCAUCCUCUGAGUUCCAUCUUCUAUAAUCUGUCAAAACACUGUGGAACUAAUAAAUACAUACGGUCAGGUUUAACAUUUGCCUUGCAGAACUGCCAUUAUUUUCUGUCAGAUGAGAACAAAGCUGUUAAACUGUUAGCACUGUUGAUGUAUCUGAGUUGCCAAGACAAAUCAACAGAAGCAUUUGUAUUUUGUGUGACCAACUGUGUUGUAUUAACAAAAGUUCCCUGAAACACGAAACUUGUUAUUGUGAAUGAUUCAUGUUAUAUUUAAUGCAUUAAACCUGUCCCCACUGUGCCUUUGCAAAUCAGUGUUUUUCUUACUGGAGCCUCAUUUUGGUAAGAGACAGAACGUAUCUGUGAAGUAGUUCUGUUAGGUUUGUCCCAUUGGUGUUGUCAUUGUAAACAAACUCUUGAAGAGUCGAUUAUUUCCAGUGUUCUAUGAACAACUCCAAAACUCGUGGAAAAAAAAUGAAUGAGGAGGGUAGGGAAUAAAAUCCUAAGACACAAAUGCAUGAACAAGUUUUUAAUGUAUAGUUUUGAAUUCUUUGCCUGCCUCGUGUGCCUCAGUAUAUUUAAACUCAAGACAAUGCACCUUGGUGUGCAAGACUUAGUGCUCUUAAGCCUAAAUGCCUUAGAAAUGUAAACUGCCAUAUAUAACAGAUACAUUUCCCUCUUUCUUGUAAUACUCUGUUGUACUAUGGAAAAUCAGCUGCUCAGCAACCUUUCACCUUUGUGUAUUUUUCAAUAAUAAAAAAUAUUCUUGUCAA